AUGGGAAAGGACAACAACAAGAAAAGAAAGGGAAAAAGAACAGGAAACAAAGAAAGAAAACACCCUUUAAACAAAACAAAAGAGAACAAAAAGAAAAAUGAAUCAAAACCAAAGAAGUCAUUCAUAAAAAUCACAAACUCUUCAGUUCCUGCUGCUCGUUUUAAAAAUAAAGUAAGUAAAAUUACAAGCGUACUUGCUACUGGAUCUCGAUUUAAUGGGAAAAAAGUACUAAGUGCACGUCAAGUCCAGCAAGGAAAAGAAACAAAUCAAUACAAAACCUCAGCUAAACGAAUUAAACAAUUACGGCGGGAUGGUGUUCCAAAAAAAGUAAUUGAAGCAAUGCUUCAAAAAGAAGCAAAAGCCAAAAAGCAUUCACAAAAGAAAAGAAAUGUAAGAUUGGGAAUUGAUUAA
Molecule: messenger RNA, 411 nt
Organism: Entamoeba histolytica HM-1:IMSS
Lineage: Eukaryota; Evosea; Mastigamoebida; Endamoebidae
Exons: 1
Coding region: 1-411 (136 amino acids)
Source: RefSeq, a predicted model, not a curated record